AUGUCCGAUCAAAUGCAGGUCGACUCCCAUCCCCCUCCGACGACCGCCCCCGACACCUUUGGGUCGACGGAUAAUACCACCACGUUGAUGAACACAUCCACCGUCGCCAGUCCCGGUCCCAUCGAAGACUCCGCGUCCCAGGAUGGUGAUCGUCCGCGUCAUCGCGACGAGGCAGAGCUGUCCCAGGACGCCAGCAACAAAGCCUUCUCCUACCCCAUGCCCAAUCCAGGUAUCAGCGACCCGCGUCGCGGCCUGAGUCUGCCUUCUUCCGGGUUUAAUAAGGCCGGGCAACGGUCCCCAUCCGCGAAGAAACAUCGCUGUCCGUACUGCUCCACCGAGUUCACGCGACAUCACAACCUCAAAAGCCAUCUCCUCACUCAUAGCCAAGAGAAGCCUUAUGUCUGUCAAACGUGCCAGUCUCGCUUCCGCAGACUCCACGAUCUCAAACGACAUACAAAACUGCAUACGGGCGAGCGUCCACAUAUCUGCCCCAAGUGCGGCCGUCGCUUCGCUCGCGGCGAUGCUCUGGCUCGCCACAACAAGGGCCAAGGCGGUUGUGCUGGACGCAGGGCCAGUAUGGGGAGUUACGCUCCGGAGGAUGAGUACGGCGAGGCGGGAGCCCAUGCCGGUGCGGACGAUGCCAUGGAUGGGCUCAUGUAUGCGGAACCGGAGCGCAUGGAUGAAGAGGAUGAGCGGCGGCUCAACAUGCCGAGUAUCAAGAAACACGACAUGUCAACCGACUCUAUUUCCCGCUCAGACACGGUGACGAACUACCAGCCGCGGCAACCGAGCACAUACCCCCCGAUUGCCGCUGGUCGACCUUCGCCGGGAGGGCUCUAUCCUCCUCCGACCAGCCAUGGUGGCUCGAGUGCUUCGGCUUCGCCCAUCUCGCAACCGGGCAACCUGACCUUCCCCCCUCCCGGACAACCGUCAGGAGCGUCAGUCUUCCAACCCACCAAUGUCACCGAUAGCCCAAAGCCCCUUUCUCCCAACGGGUUGACCUCGCAUCAACUGGGACAUGGACCAGAGAGUCUCCAUCGCUCCCAUUCUCCGGGCAUGGCACAGCCCUUCCAGCAACCACCCUAUGCCAGACCAUCUCAGGCCCCUGUCACGAAUCACACUGCGCCUAGCUUAGGUCUUCCUCCGCCCCAGCUUCCUCCGCCUCCCGGCAUGGGCUCGUCGGAUUCGCGCUUCGCCCUGCAACCGGGCCCCAAGCAUGCACCUUCUCAUAGCCACUCCAGCAAUCACGGCGGGCCCCUCCCGUCCCCGGCGGGACCCGAGACAUCCGCAAACAACGGCGCGCAUCUGCCAAUUCCCCACGACUCGAGCUAUGUGGAACAAGCGCGGGAACGCGAAGAGAAACUCUGGGCUUAUAUCCGUUCUGUUCACGAUGAGGUGAGCAGCCUCAAGACGGAAGUGGCGGCGUUGCGGUCGCAGCUUGCGACGUCGAAUGCCAACGCGCUCCCAACACAUCCCGCGCAUACGGCGCCACCUCCAGCCGACCCUACUCCCGCCAACGCACAGCGAUGA
Molecule: messenger RNA, 1530 nt
Organism: Aspergillus terreus NIH2624
Lineage: Eukaryota; Fungi; Ascomycota; Eurotiomycetes; Eurotiales; Aspergillaceae
Product: C2H2 zinc finger protein
Exons: 1
Coding region: 1-1530 (509 amino acids)
Cellular component (GO): nucleus
Source: RefSeq, a predicted model, not a curated record